Messenger RNA from Microthlaspi erraticum, 201 nucleotides. Lineage: Eukaryota; Viridiplantae; Streptophyta; Magnoliopsida; Brassicales; Brassicaceae. The record is from the annotation of a GenBank genome assembly.
AUGGGAGGCAACCAACCCAUGCAAGGUCGUUAUGGAGCACUUUGGAGCACUUGGGACGUGUGGAGCAAGGAAGGACUCUGCAUGGGACACAACUCGACCGCGCAGCUCAAGAUGAAGAAAGGUGGCACCUUUAUGCACAGCUCAACCCAGCCGCUUGACCAACCGAUCGAGCUAGGCCAAACUUCUCAAACAUUGCAUUAG